GACUCCCAUUAGCCAUAGGACUGUUCAAACCAUAAAUCUUUCCACCAAUGAGGACCAUAUCACAGCAACAAAAAAGCCCCACCACCUCUCCCCACCUUCCUCUCACCCUCCACAGCACACUAUUAUAAAUAACUGCAUCAGCUUGCCUUGGGAUAAUUGGAGCCCUCUUGGAAGGGGAGGUUUACCUUGUUCUGUUGGUUGUGAGCUUUCCAAGGGAUCCUCUUCUGCUGAGGCAGAGGAAAGAAGGUGUUAUUGUGUGAAGCAAGAGGCAUGGACAUUCAGACAGGUCAUACUUCCAAGGGGGAUUCCCUGCAUGCUGGAGUCUUUGUUGAUUGGAAAGGAAAACCAUGCAAGCCCAACAAGCAUGGUGGCAUGAGAGCUGCUGUCUUUGUGCUAGCCAUUCAAGCAUUUGAGAUCAUGGCAAUUGCUGCAGUUGGGAACAACCUCAUCACAUAUGUCUUCAAUGAUAUGCAUUUUCCUUUGUCCAAAUCAGCCAACAUAGUGACCAACUUCAUAGGCACUGUCUUCCUGCUGUCUCUGUUUGGUGGAUUCCUCUCAGAUUCUUAUCUGGGGAGCUUCUGGACCAUGCUGGUUUUUGGAUUUGUGGAACUAUCAGGAUUCAUACUUUUAUCAGUCCAAGCACAUCUGCCACAGCUGAGGCCACCACCAUGCAACAUGAUAUCCAAGGAAGAGCAGUGCAUGGAGGCCAAAGGCUUCAAGGCCACCAUCUUCUUUCUUGCUCUCUACUUGGUGGCCUUGGGAAGUGGUUGCCUGAAGCCUAACAUGAUCUCCCAUGGAGCUGACCAGUUCAGGAAAGAAGACCCAUGUCACUCCAAGAAGCUCUCCACUUACUUCAACACAGCCUACUUCAGCUUCUGUGUAGGGGAGCUCAUUGCUCUCACUGUCCUUGUUUGGGUGCAGACAAGGUCAGGGAUGGAUGUGGGCUUUGGUGUAUCAGCAGGUGCCAUGGCAAUGGGGCUUGCCAUCUUAAUCUCUGGUGCCUUUUUCUACAGGAAUAAGCCCCCCCAAGGCAGCAUCUUUACUCCAAUUGCCAGGGUCUUCGUAGCUGCAUUCACCAAGAGAAAGCAAGUCUGCCCAUCUAAUUCUAGUGAUGUUGAACCCUCUUCUUCAUAUGUGGGCAACCUUCCACGUACCAACAAGUUGAGGUUCUUGGACAAAGCCUGCAUCGAAGCUCGGGAUGGCAGUGGGAUGAAGGAGAGCUCAUGGAGACUCUGCACUGCUGCCGAAGUCGAGCAGGUCAAGAUCAUCAUCUCGGUGAUCCCCAUCUUUGCAUGCACCAUCAUCUUCAACACCAUCCUGGCGCAGCUGCAGACCUUCUCCGUGCAACAGGGGAGCGCCAUGAACACCCGCCUCGCCACCUCGUUCCACGUCCCCCCUGCGUCGCUCCAAGCCAUCCCCUACAUCAUGCUCAUCGUCCUCGUGCCGGUCUACGAGACAUGCUUCGUCCCCCUCGCCCGGAAGCUCACCGGGACGAGCUCCGGGAUCACCCCCCUGCAGCGCAUCGGCGUCGGCCUCUUCGCGGUCACCUUCUCGAUGGUCGCCGCCGCCGUGAUCGAGAGGAAGAGAAGGGAGACGUACGUCGACUCCGGCGAGCUGCUCUCCAUCUUCUGGAUCGCCCCGCAGUUCCUCAUCUUCGGGGUCUCCGAGAUGUUCACGGCCGUCGGCCUCAUCGAGUUCUUCUACAAGCAGUCAUUGGCUGGCAUGCAGUCCUUCUUGACAGCCAUGACCUACUGCUCCUACUCCUUUGGGUUCUACUUGAGCUCCCUUCUCGUCUCUCUCGUGAACAAGAUCACAUCGAGCUCAUCCAGGGAUGGCUGGCUCAGCGACAAUGACCUCAACAAGGACAGGCUCGACCUCUUCUACUGGCUGAUGGCUGCCCUCAGCCUCCUCAACUUCCUCAGCUACCUCCUCUGUUCAAGAUGGUACUGUAGCAGCCAAUCUCCAUCGGCUGAUCUACCACCAGGUCCCCAUGGAGAAGACAUUAACCACCUCAACUUCACUUCCUCCAAGCACGUUGCAGCCGAUCAGGACAUUCUGUAAAGAGCCAUCACCUCUUCCAUGAUUCUUUAUCUGUACUCUUGAGCUUGCAUCAGGAUAGGUAAAAGAAGAGGAAGCAUGAGAUGAUCAUGUCGAUUCCACACCAAAACACUUAGUGCUGGUAAACUUUUUCUUUGUUUAAUGCUUGGCUGUGAUGCAUCACAC
Musa acuminata subsp. malaccensis (wild Malaysian banana) is the source of this 2223-nucleotide messenger RNA. Its product is annotated as protein NRT1/ PTR FAMILY 4.3. Gene Ontology annotation, molecular function: transmembrane transporter activity. Gene Ontology annotation, cellular component: membrane. Lineage: Eukaryota; Viridiplantae; Streptophyta; Magnoliopsida; Zingiberales; Musaceae. Gene Ontology annotation, biological process: transmembrane transport. The record is from RefSeq and is a predicted model, not a curated record.